Molecule: messenger RNA, 1428 nt
Organism: Humulus lupulus (European hop)
Lineage: Eukaryota; Viridiplantae; Streptophyta; Magnoliopsida; Rosales; Cannabaceae
Exons: 2
Coding region: 1-1428 (475 amino acids)
Molecular function (GO): RNA-DNA hybrid ribonuclease activity; nucleic acid binding
Source: RefSeq, a predicted model, not a curated record
AUGUGUCAUAGCCUCAAUAUAUCAAACAACUUCCCAGCCAUCAAUCAGAGGGAAAGGAGGUUCACUCCCAAAGUCAACCAGGCAAUACAAGAAGAGGUGCAACUGUUACUGAGCAUAGGCGCGAUCGAAGAAUGCCUAUAUCCUAGCUGGCUAGCAAACCCUGUGGUGGUCCCGAAGAAAAACGGGAAAAAUCGCGUGUGCAUAGACUAUACAAAGUUGAACAAGGCAUGCCCCAAAGAUAGCUACCCUCUUCCAAAAAUUGAUCAAAUGAUAGAUGCCAUGCUGGGUUACAAAAGGAUGAGCUUCCUUGAUGCUUAUUCAGGGUACAAUCAGAUCCUAAUGAAAAUAGAGGAUCGAAUUCACACAGCUUUCACCACAGAGCGCGGUUUAUACUGCUACAAAGUCAUGCCCUUUGGUCUGAAAAAUGCAAAGGCAACAUAUCAGAGGCUGAUGCACAAAAUUUUUUCCUCAUUGCUCGUUAAAAACAUGGAAGUAUACAUCGAUGACAUGGUGGUCAAAUCUCGACAGGGUGUCACACAUGUGGAAGACCUAACUGAGUGCUUCAACAUACUCGAUACCUAUCAAAUGAAGUUGAACCCAGCCAAAUGUGUUUUUGGGGUAUCCUCUGGACAGUUCUUAGGAGAAGAUGAAGGCCAGCAGAAGCUAGUAUUUUACUAUAGUAAGAUGUUGUUAGACACUAAGACACGCUACAACAUGAUGGAGAAAUUGGUCUUCGCAUUAAUUACAACAAAGAAAAAACUCAGACAGUAUUUUGAAGGACAUACAAUUGUAGUAUACACAGACUAUCCAUUGAAGCAAAUCUUAAGUAAGUCUGACCUCUUUGGAAGAAUGUCCAAGUGGGCAAUUGACCUCGAUACAUAUGACAUACGCUUCUCACCACAAAAAGUGAAGAAGGGGCAAGUACUGGUUGAUUUCUUAGUCGAAAUACAAUCAUUUACACCAGAGACCGCUCCUGAACUGCUAAAUUCUGAAAAGGAAUGGAUGUGGACGAUGCAUACAGAUGGGGCCUCCAAUUCGCAAAGGGCUGGGAUUGGCAUCGUAUUGGAGGCACCCUCUGGAUUACAAAUUAAGGAAGCCAUAAGGUUGGAACAGCAUGCCACAAAUAACAAAGCUAAAUAUGAAGCCCUGAUCUAUGGACUCAAAUUGGCACGAAGCAUGGGUGUCAAGCGACUACGAGUCAGAGGAGAUUCGAAGCUGAUGAUAGAACAAGUGGCCGGUAAUUUCGACACUAAGGCACCCCAUUUGGCCAACCUAUUGGAAAAUGUAUCCACAUUAAAGUCACAAUUCCAACCGUUCGAGCUCAUACAAAUACCCAGGGAGCUGAAUCAGAAGGCAGAUGCCCUUGCAAAGAAAGCCUCUGUGGGGGAAUACUCGUCACACUCAUCAAUUUCCACAACCCAUACAUGA